Messenger RNA from Miniopterus natalensis, 6083 nucleotides. Lineage: Eukaryota; Metazoa; Chordata; Mammalia; Chiroptera; Miniopteridae. The record is from RefSeq and is a predicted model, not a curated record.
GCCCCAGUGAUCAGGGCAGGACCACCCUGUGUGGGACUCAAGGCGGUUAGAGCCCUUUAACCCCUUCUAUGCCUGCCUUGGCCAGAGUGUGGGGUGAAGGCUGUGGGGAAAGGGGCCAAAGACCCUGUUUCCUCCCCUUACCCUCCCACCCUAGGUCUCAGGAGGGCUCUGGGCAGCCUGCCGCUGACUGAAUCAUUUCUAUAUUUGGCCAGGGAGCCACGUGGGUGGGAGAACCACUCCACUGCGGCUGCACUUCUGACAGCUGGGGUGGGGAAGCAGGGUGCAGAGGCUGUGGGUGGGCAGUGCAUUCCUGGGAGAAAGGGUGAGUAAGCUGAGAAGGGGCGUGCGCUAACACCUCCCUUUCCUUCCCCCCCACCCCUCCCUGGGCGCCCCUCUCUACUCUGCUGGUCGUCACAGCAGUUUCUUUCCCCACAGACCACUACCCUCCAGAAACCAUGGGUGUCACUCGACCCAGCUGGGACUCUGCCAGGCUCCGGUGCUCAGCCUAAGCAAAGGGCCUUCUUCCAGCCCUCCUCUGCCUGUCUGCCAUGGCCACAGUCUGCUGUUGCCCGCCUGCCUGGGGACACAGGGCACCCAGCCCCAGCCCUGAGGGGCCAAGCCAGGUUCUCUGGCUCCAUUCCACAGGGGCACUCCAGGCACCUGGCCCCUUCCAGAGCAAGAGCAACUGAGGCCAUGGGAAAAGCCCUGGCUCACCUGUCCACUCGCCUGGCACUGCCCGAUCUGAGGCCCGUGCACUGGGUCCACCUGGAGGUGCCCACCCUGUGAACCCCUCCCCUGUCCCCCACGCUGAGAAGGCCCUGCUCACCCCCACCAUGUGUGAAGUGAUGCCCACGAUCAACGAGGGGGACCCUCUGGGGCCCCCACAUGGCGCCGAUGCUGAGGCCAACUUUGAGCAGCUGAUGGUGAACAUGCUGGAUGAGCGGGAGAAGUUGCUAGAGUCCCUUCGCGAGAGUCAGGAGACCUUGGCAGCCACGCAGGGUCGGCUCCAGGAUGCCCUUCAUGAGCGGGACCAGCUGCAGCGCCAUCUGAACUCUGCCCUCCCCCAGGAAUUUGCCACCUUAACCCGGGAGCUGAGCAUGUGUCGGGAGCAGCUCCUAGAGCGGGAGGAAGAGAUAUCGGAGCUGAAAGCGGAGAGAAACAACACGAGACUGCUUCUGGAACACCUGGAGUGCCUGGUGUCUCGCCACGAGCGGUCACUGCGGAUGACGGUGGUGAAGCGCCAGGCCCAGUCGCCCUCAGGGGUCUCCAGUGAGGUGGAGGUGCUGAAGGCCCUCAAGUCGCUGUUUGAGCACCACAAGGCCCUGGAUGAGAAGGUGCGAGAGCGGCUCCGGGCGGCCCUGGAGCGAGUCACCACCUUGGAGGAGCAGCUGGCAGGUGCCCACCAGCAGGUGUCUGCCUUGCAGCAGGGGGCAGGGGUUCAGGAUGGAGUGGCCGAAGAGGAGGGGACUGUGGAGCUGGGACUGAAACGCCUGUGGAAGGAUGACGCAGGCCGGCUGGAGGAGCUGCAGGAGCUGCUGGAGAAGCAGAACUUUGAGCUGAGCCAGGCCCGGGAGCGGCUGGUCACCCUGACAGCAGCUGUGGCUGAGCUGGAGGAGGACCUGGGCACGGCCCGCCGGGACCUUAUCAAGUCGGAGGAGCUGAGCGGCAGGCAUCAGCGGGACCUGCGGGAGGCUCUGGCCCAGAAGGAGGACAUGGAGGAACGAAUCACCACCCUGGAGAAGCGGUACCUGGCUGCUCAGCGUGAGGCCACGUCCAUCCACGACCUGAACGACAAGCUGGAGAGUGAGCUGGCCAAUAAGGAGUCCCUGCACCGCCAGUGUGAGGAGAAGGCUCGACACCUGCAGGAGCUGCUGGAGGUUGCGGAGCAGAAGCUGCAGCAGACCCUGCAGAAGGCGGAGACACUUCCGGAGGUGGAGGCCGAGCUGGCCCAGAGAAUCGCAGCCCUCACCAAGGCUGAGGAACGGCAUGGAAACAUUGAGGAGCACCUGCGGCAGCUAGAGGGCCAGCUGGAGGAGAAGAACCAGGAGCUGGCAAGGGUGCGCCAGCGGGAGAAGAUGAAUGAGGAACACAACAAGAGGCUGUCAGACACUGUGGACCGGCUGCUUAGCGAGUCCAAUGAGCGCCUGCAGCUCCACCUCAAGGAGCGCAUGGCGGCCCUGGAGGAAAAGAACACGCUGAUCCAGGAGCUGGAGAGCUCCCAGCGGCAGAUUGAGGAGCAGCACCAUCACAAGGGCCGCCUGUCCGAAGAGAUUGAGAAGCUGCGCCAAGAGGUGGACCAGCUGAAGGGUCGAGGGGGGCCGUUUGUGGAUGGCAUCCACUCCAGGCCACACGCGGGCAGCACAGUGGACCUGCGGUUCUCCCUGAACACCACUGCUGCCGCUCUGGGUGGGUGUCCGAUGGCUCUUCCUCUUCCCUCCUUCUUUGCUAAGGACUGGGAGCCGUCUCCACUGCCUGGUGUGCGGGCCCCCACGGCCGCCCCUGCCUUCGACAGUGACCCUGAGGUCUCCGACGCGGAUGAGGGUGGGCCAGGGGGUCUGGUGGGCUCCAUGGAUGUCGUCUCCCCCAGCAGCCACUCCGACGCGCAAACCCUGGCCAUGAUGCUGCAGGAGCAGCUGGACGCUAUCAACGAGGAGAUCAGGAUGAUCCAGGAGGAGAAGGAAUCCACGGAGCUCCGUGCAGAAGAGAUUGAGACGCGAGUGACCAGCGGCAGCAUGGAGGCCCUCAACCUGACCCAGCCGCACAGACGUGGCCCCAUUCCCACCUCUCUGACUGCCCUGUCCUUGGCCAGCACGUCCCCUGCCUUCAGUGGCCGCUCCACACUGAAGUUUACCUCGCGCAGUGCUGCCCAGGACCUGGACCGAAUGGGGGUCAUGACCCUGCCCAGUGACUUGCGGAAGCACCGGAGGAAGCUGCAGUCCCCAGUGUCUCGGGAACAGAACCGAGAGGAUAGAGCCGCCAUAAAAUGUGAGACUUCCCCUCCUUCCUCACCCAGGACGCUGCGGCGGGAGACGCUUGGCCACCCAGCCCUGAGCCAGGAGGACGGCAAGGGUGCCGUGGAGGACCAGGGCAGCAACCCCAGCAGCAGCAGCAGCAGCCAGGACUCCUUGCACAAGGGUGCCAAGCGCAGAGGCAUCAAGUCGUCCAUCGGCCGCUUGUUCGGGAAGAAAGAGAGGGGCCGGCUGACCCAGCUGAGCCGCGAUGGAGCCACGGGCCAUGUUCUGCUAACAGACUCCGAGCUCGGGCUGCAGGAGCCCUUGGUGCCUGCCAAGCUGGGGACCCAGGCAGAGAAGGACCGGCGGCUGAGGAAGAAACAUCAGCUGCUUGAAGAUGCCCGAAGAAAAGGGAUGCCCUUUGCCCAGUGGGACGGCCCUACCGUGGUCUCCUGGCUGGAGCUCUGGGUAGGGAUGCCUGCCUGGUAUGUGGCGGCCUGCCGGGCCAACGUCAAGAGUGGGGCCAUCAUGUCAGCCCUGUCGGACACGGAGAUCCAGCGGGAGAUCGGCAUCAGCAACGCCCUGCACCGGCUCAAGCUGCGGCUGGCCAUCCAGGAGAUGGUAUCGCUGACCAGCCCCUCUGCCCCGCCCACCUCCAGGACUUCGUCCGGGAACGUCUGGGUCACCCAUGAAGAGAUGGAAACUCUGGCAACAUCCACUAAAACAGACAGUGAGGAGGGCAGCUGGGCUCAGACUCUGGCCUACGGGGACAUGAACCACGAGUGGAUCGGGAACGAGUGGCUGCCCAGCCUGGGGCUGCCCCAGUACCGCAGCUACUUCAUGGAGUGCCUGGUGGAUGCGCGCAUGCUGGACCACCUGACCAAGAAGGACCUGCGGGUGCACCUGAAGAUGGUGGACAGCUUCCACCGAACCAGCCUUCAGUACGGCAUCAUGUGUCUGAAGAGGCUCAAUUACGACCGGAAGGAGCUGGAGAAGAGGCGGGAGGAAAGCCAGCACGAGAUCAGGGACGUGCUGGUCUGGACCAACGAGCAGGUGGUGCACUGGGUGCAGUCCAUCGGGCUUCGGGACUAUGCAGGGAACCUGCAGGAGAGCGGUGUGCAUGGCGCCCUGCUGGCCCUGGACGAGAACUUUGACCACAACACGCUGGCCCUGGUCCUGCAGAUCCCCACACAGAACACCCAGGCACGCCAGGUGAUGGAGAGAGAGUUCAACAACCUGCUGGCCUUGGGCACAGACCGGAAGCUGGAUGAUGGGGAGGACAAGGUGUUCCGCCGUGCACCCUCCUGGAGGAAGCGCUUCCGGCCGCGGGACCUCUCGGGGGGCAUGCUCAGCGUGUCCACCCUGGGGUCCCUGCAGCCUCCACCAGCCCCUCCGAAGAAGAUCGCGCCUGAAGCUCACUCCCACUAUCUCUAUGGACACAUGCUCUCUGCCUUCCGGGACUAGCCAGGCCCCAGGGUUCCACAGGCUCCCGCCAGCCCGGACCCCUCCUGCUCAACCCCUUCCUCCCAUGGCUCCCAGCCUCCUCGGUGACUCUCCAGUUUUCCUGGAUCUCAGAAUAUAUUUGCCCACCCACUUGGGAGUCCACUCCCCCAGUCCCCCACAUAUUCUUUGUCGUUUCCUGUGGAUGUGGCUGGUCCUCCUGCAGUUGUGCAGAUUCUGCAGGAGGCAGAAGACGGAGCCCUGGCGGGUGUGACUUCACCUCCUUCCUGGUCCUGGCCUGGUCUGGACUUUGACCUCCGACCUCCAUGGGAGACCGGGACACUGCCCAGGGCUGGGACAGCCUUGGCAAGAAAAGGGCACUUCGGACCCUGCCGAGUUUGGGCUGUUUGGCCUUCUGGUCCCUGUCCCUGUCCUGGCUGUGCCCAAAUGGCUGGACAUCUGUGGCUUCUGCCUCCAGGAUGACCUGCGGGCUGAAGGGCUGCAGAAGGCCUGUCCUCCUGGGAUGGUGAGGAUGGGAGGAGGUCCCAGGCCCUGGCUUAAGCUGAAUUCCAAGUGUGAAAUUGAGAAGAAUCUGAGAGAAAUGGGCCCCUGAGGUUUGGGCCAAGGGUCCAGUGGGGAAACUCUCAGCCCCCCACUCAGUGAGGUGCAGGCUGGCCAGCGGGAGAAGAGCCAGAGAUCUGUGUUGGCCUCUCCCCUAAAGGGCGUGGGGAUGCUUCUGGCCUAGUGUGGGAUGGAGCUGCUGCUGGUCUGAGGGGAUGGAGUCUGUGGCCCUUAGCUCUGGGCAGAACAGAGCUAAGCAACCAGGCACUGCCAGCUCUGCUCCCUGCACCCUGCCCCCUUGGCCCAUUCUGUAGUAAUUCCAGCCUGUAGCAGUGCUCCUGAUGGUGGGUUGAAUAUUCAUUGACCUCAGUAUCAGGUUUGGUAGAAAGGUCACUCCCCGGAAACCCUCUUCCUCACCCAUUCCUCACGCUGCCGAGGUGCCUGACAGUACUUGGGACUGGAGUUCAGGAACCCAGGGCUUCAUCCAAGUGAGAGUGGAGGCAGGUGUGUGCAGGGGCCACACUUCCCUGAAGGUGUCUGAGUGGCUGAUUUGUAACCUUAUAGACCUGGGUUUGAGUGAGGCUGGGCUAGCCGGUGGGGCAGUGCCAGGGCUCAGUGCCUGGGCCACCUCUCAGCAGAGGAGAGGUCCCCGUGCUGGGCUGGGUGGCUCCCCACAUGCCCUGCCCUCCCUGUGCAUCAGCCACUGCAGAGAUGAGUGGGAUGGGGAGAGAAAGCCCCUGUCCCUGGGUGAUGGACAUGAGGUAAUGGAGAAACCCCACACCCCUAGGUUGGUGGAAUUGGGGACCACAAGGCCAUAUUACUCUGUCAGGGGACCUGAUGGGCUAGUAAGCAGCAGCUGGUGGGACGCAGGUCCCUUCAGGGCAUCUUGGAAUAUUUCAGGGAGGUGAUGAAGGAGAGAGACCUCUGGUCAGUGACGGGAGGCUGUUGUCUGUUGACCAGACUAGACCACUGCCUUGGUCAGUCUAUGUAUUUGCAGAGUCACCAGUGGCCUGAACCCCUCACCAGCCUCCUGUGUCUUAUCAGGCCCCUGCUCAGAGCUGUGCGGGCUCAGGGCAUCAGGAGGGUGUGUGUGCGUGUGUGUGCGUGUAUGUGUGUGUGCGCGCGCGCCCG